Schistosoma spindalis is the source of this 1560-nucleotide messenger RNA. The record is from the annotation of a GenBank genome assembly. NCBI's taxonomy places the organism in Eukaryota, Metazoa, Platyhelminthes, Trematoda, Strigeidida, Schistosomatidae.
AUGAACAUGAAACGACUCAAAAAAUGGGAUUUAGAUGCAGCUGCUGCUCGUGUACGUCAAAUACCACAACCUUACCAGGCUACACUAAAAGGUCCAACAAGUGUUAGAAAAAUAUUCCGUAAACAAGAAGAUGCCAUUAACUUUGCCAAACAGUUUGGUCAGGAAAUGAUGGUAUUCAGUUAUGAAAGCUUAUCCCUUGGGAAUGAAGGUCAGCGUUCAUUUUUAGCAUGUGGAAUUCAGUCGUUCUUUUACACGUACAAGCAAAUGGCGCCUUCUUCUCGUUGUCACUAUGAGGUAAUUAUGGUAGACAGACCAGCUAAAUUAUAUUUGGAUCUAGAAUACUGUAAGUUAUCUAAUCAAAAUAAAGAUGGGGAAGUAGCUGUUAAUAUAUUUCUAAAGGCUUUGUGUGCUUGUAUUCAAUUCUUCUAUGAUGUAACUAUUGAACCCAGUGAAAUAUUUAUAUUGGAUGCAAGCACUUCGAAGAAAUUUAGUCAACAUGUCAUAAUCAACAGUAAAAAUCUUGUAUUUCGAAGCAAUUUAGAACAAGGUCAACUGAUUCGUAUACUUUGUAAAAGUUUGUCACAAUAUAGUUUAUUAAAUACUGAUUUCCUGUACACAAAUGAAUGUUCACAUUGUUCAAAUCAAAUUAAUCAUCUUAUACAAUGUAUAUUUCCCGAGAUUCAAUUAACCAGUAACGAUGCCAAAAAUUGUUUUGCUUUACCUAAAUUAAAACAAUCUACUUCAUCAUCAAGUGAAUUAUGGACAAGCGUGUGUGACUUAGGCGUCUAUACACGUAAUCGUAAUUUCCGUUUGGCUGGGUCAUGUAAAUUAUCCGGUAGUGGAUUAUUAUUACCAAAUUAUGUAAUCAAUAACAACGAAAUAUUUUCAUAUAUAUGGUCAAAUUGGCGAUCUUGGGCACGGACUCUUGUUACUUAUAUUGGUGAACAAUGUUCAAAUCUUAUUCAUCGACCAGUGGAAAAUUGUUGCUGUAGUAAAACUGACAACACUUUACUCACUUAUUUACCCACUAAUAAUUACUUCACUAGUUCUGAUAAUGUACAUGAAGUUCUUAAUGAAAAUAACGCCAAUAUUUUUCUUCAGUCAUUACCAUUAAAAAUCAUUGUUUUCAUAAGGAAAAUUAUCCGAGAAUGGUUUAAUCGUGGAUUAUCUGAUGAAAAAAUCAAUAAUGUGUUGUACAAUUUUGAGAAUCAAAUCAAAAUUAUUUCUUUCAAUAAAGGCAAGUUAGCUGUGAAAGUGGAAAAACUGCGUUUCUGUGAACGAGUCAAUCGUUCCCAUAAAAGUAAUCAUAUUAUUCUAGUCUUUGAUCUUAUCAAUGGUUGUUAUUAUCAGAAAUGCUUAGAUCCUGACUGUCGACUAGUAGAUUUUCGUUCAUCUAGUAUGCCAAUACCUGCCGACUGUCUCAAUGUUCCUUUUGUAUGUAACGAAGAUGAAUGUGUGUUGAGUGAAAGCAAUCUAACUAAUAAAAUUGAAUAUUACAGUGCUUUUGUAACACCUGAAGAUUUAAUGCUCGGUUCUAUACUGGAUAGUUUUCAAAAUUAA